This is a messenger RNA of Orussus abietinus, 694 nucleotides long. Its product is annotated as cytochrome c oxidase assembly factor 5. Lineage: Eukaryota; Metazoa; Arthropoda; Insecta; Hymenoptera; Orussidae. Gene Ontology annotation, cellular component: mitochondrion. The coding region runs from base 114 to 365 and encodes 83 amino acids. The transcript is spliced from 3 exons. The record is from RefSeq and is a predicted model, not a curated record. Gene Ontology annotation, biological process: mitochondrial respiratory chain complex IV assembly.
UCCAGUGUACUUCACUUUCAGACAAAAACGUGAAAUAUCUGCUCGCUCACUUCGUACAAAGAUUAAUUUUUGGGCGAAGAUAAUUUGAAUAACAAUUAAAGACAUUUUCGAAAAUGGUGAGAUAUUCAGAGGAAAAUGAAAGAUUAGCGGAUAAAUCAAGAUGUGCUGGUGUUAGAGCCGACUUAAAACUAUGUUUAUUAGAAAGUGAUUGCUGUAAAAUACAUAAGCGCACACCGAGAGAGUGCCUUCUUACUGGUGAUGAAACUGUUCCAUAUGAAUGUCACAUUCUGCGAAAUACAUUUUUUGAGUGUAAACGUUCAAUAGUGGAUGGUAGAAGAAGAUUUCGUGGGCCUAGGGGUUAUUGAUACCUAAGAAGGUAACGGUUGUUCAAUAGUUUUAAAAAUUAAUUAUAAUUCAGUAAGAUCGUUUAUAUCAGUGGUUGGAAGAAAAUUUAAAUUACAUUUAUAUUUCCACUUUGGUACUGUUAUUGAUUAAUCUUAUGCAGAAGUACCAUUUAAGGGUUUUGUUUCAUUCCAUUAUAUUACAAGGGCAAUGAUGUUUUCGCUUAAAACUACUUAAGAUUCAAUCAUUUCAGGAGUAAUGUGAAUAUUGAAGAUAAUGUAUUGGAUUACUGAUUUAUUAUCAUUUCAUUCAUUGUACACGAAUCAAUAAAUUAGAAGUAUAUUUCAUUGAA